CGGAGUGGCCCUCUCACGGCUGUCCAGGCCAGAUACCAAACUAAGACAUCUCAACCACCUCUCAAACAGAGCUCUACCUACCUACAUCGUUUAUCCACCCCAUUUGCGGGCUACUGAGCCUUUACAAUGGCGGUACUCCAUCAAUAUGACUACAUCUUUGUCCUCACGGCCAUCUUCGCCAUCCUCGAUGCCUGGAACAUCGGCGCCAACGAUGUCGCCAACUCCUUCGCCACCUCGGUUUCGUCGAGAUCGCUGACCAUGAAGCAAGCCAUGCUUGUCGCCGCCGUCUGCGAGUUCUCUGGGAGCGCUACAGUCGGAGCCCGAGUGGCAGAUACCAUUCGGAACAAGAUUGUCGAACCCCAUCACUAUGAGGACUCGCCCGGCGUCCUACUCCUCGCCAUGAUGUGCGCCAUUAUCGGAUCGUCGCUCUUCCUGACCUUUGCGACGAGAAACGGCAUGCCGGUGUCAACUACCCAUUCUAUCAUCGGCGGUAUCGUCGGGACAGCCACGGCAUCUAUCGGUAUCGACAAGGUCAACUGGGGAUGGAACGGUGUUUCGCAGGUGUUUGCCGCCUGGAUUAUCGCUCCUGGAAUCGCAGGAUGCCUUGGCGGCUUUCUAUUCUUCAUCACCAAACGCUUCGUCCUUACUCGGCAGCGUGCUGUGAUGCGCUCCUUUUACUCCAUCCCUUUCUACACCUUUCUUACCGUUUCCGCUUUGACUAUGCUCAUUUGUUGGAAGGGUAUUCAAGGAGUCGACCUCCCCACUCAUGAAGUCCUCAUCGCCAUAUUCACUACAGCCUCUGGCGUCGUUAUUCUCCAGGGCUUAUUUCUAAUGCCCUUUCUGUGGACUAGGAUCAUAAAGGAGGACUGGACCUUGAAGUGGUACCACAUUUUCCAAGGGCCGCUGCUGUUAUGGCGUUCAAUCCCGCCCCCUACGCCCGUCGGCUUCUCGAAACACCGCAUCAAGGACUACUAUCGAGGGCACCUUACACGCGAGGAGCUCGACUACGUACGCGCAUCCGAAAAUCUACUCGCUUCGGUCCAGACGGAUAACGGCGAGCCGCCGAAUCUCGACAAGGACGACGUAUGGAUCCUUCCUCCCCCGGCUCAAUCUCCUCCGGCGACUCCCCGUCCUCGCUCAGAGGCGCGAUCCUCCUCCGAGUUCAUCCCCCCUCGCCCUGACGGCCCAUGGAACCGCCCGCAGGUGCUCGCCUGGAAGGUCAACCGCGUCAUGCUCCGGGGCAUCGAGAAAGACGUCAUCAGCAUGCAGAAGCGCAAUGCGGUGCUCAAAUGGGACCUCGAGGACAUGCAUGCGCGAGCGGCUCACUACGACAACCGUGCCGAGUACAUGUAUUCGGCGCUCCAGAUUCUCACUGCCGCCACGGCUUCAUUCACCCACGGCGCCAAUGAUGUCGGAAACGCGAUCUCUCCAUUUACAACCGCCUACGAAGUGUGGUCCUCGGGCAAGAUCUCCGAGUCGGUCGAAGUACCCAUCUGGAUCUUGUGCGUGGGUGGCGCAUCUAUCGUGCUCGGACUUCUUACCUAUGGCUACCACGUCAUGCGCACGCUGGGAAACCGGCUCACCCUGAUUUCACCUAGCAGAGGAUUCUGCAUGGAACUUGCGAGUGCCCUUACCGUGGUUGCGGCGACGAGGCUUCAACUUCCCAUCUCCACGACCCAGUGCAUCACGGGCGCCACGGUUGGCGUGGGUCUAGCGAAUGGGGACUGGAGGUGUAUCAACCCCAAGCUUGUGGCUUGGAUAUAUAUGGGAUGGAUCAUCACGGUCCCAGUGACGGCUCUGUUGUCUGGCUGUCUCAUGGGACUCAUCUUGAACGCACCGAGAUGGGAGACGUGAUGGUCCUCAACAAAGCUUAGCGAGCCUGGGUCGACGAUAUAGAACCGCUCGUGUGGAAUUCUUAUUUGUACAAAUUUUGCUUUAGACUUGGGUAGCUUGGCGUUGGGAGAAGUGGGAAAGGGAUGGGUCAACCGGCAGAGCGCCUCG
Messenger RNA from Ilyonectria robusta, 2001 nucleotides. RefSeq names its product phosphate transporter. Gene Ontology annotation, cellular component: membrane. The record is from RefSeq and is a predicted model, not a curated record. Gene Ontology annotation, biological process: phosphate ion transmembrane transport. The transcript has 3 exons. Bases 127 to 1854 code for a protein of 575 amino acids. Gene Ontology annotation, molecular function: protein binding. NCBI's taxonomy places the organism in Eukaryota, Fungi, Ascomycota, Sordariomycetes, Hypocreales, Nectriaceae.